CCUUUCGUCCUUUCUCCAGAGCGACAUCAUGUGACACCAGCGUGAUAACCAUUGAGACUCACGUGCACGUUGCAAAGGUCAAUUCAAGUGCGGCGCGCGCAGCUAGCCAAAGAGUUCCAUCUUGGAGAGGAGUUCAGUGGCAGGGCAAGUCUCACUUUCUAGGCAUUUUAUCACGUUGCGAAGCCGGCGAGAAGACAGCUGACAUGACAACUUACUGGAGAAACGCCGGACUCAAUUACCUACAAUAUUCUUCCAUCUGUGCUCGACUUCUGCGGAGGGCACUGAAGCCUGAUCUUCGUGCAGCUGCUCUACUGCGGGAAGAGAGCACUCUCAAACUGACGAGAUGGAAGGCCGGCAAGCCAGAACCAGCUGAGUCUCUGAUAGGAAAAGCACAGUGAGCGGACAGAGGCUGUCUGGAGCACACUGUUGAACUGCUUGUUUACCAUCAGCUAUAGCUUCUCUGUACCAUUCUCCCAAGUUAUAGGAUUUGUUAUCAGUCACUCAAUAUACAGAACUCCUUAUCCGUGUUUAGUGGUUAUCAUAAUGCAUGUGUGUUAUGGAAUGAAAAACAAGUGAGGGUCCCUCUCGUACAGUCUAAUGAUGUGCUCUUCUGCCAACUUGCACAGUGUGGGGUCCUUUAUGUUGAGACUGACGAAACACUGACAUCCAGUUCUUUUGGCUGAAAGCAUAAUGCCACAAUGGAUACAGUAUAGCAUAGAAGAAAGAUACUGUACCUAGUCGUUUUGAAAGGCUACUGGAUGCAGCAUUUAUUGAAUCUCCAAGCAAGUUGGUACUUACAGGAUCAGAUUCCUGCAACGAGAGAGAAAUGUGCGAUAGCUAGGUAGAUGGGAAAAACAUACAAAUCUAGUGUUCAUGGCGACCGAAAGAGUAGAAAAUGAACCAUCAACUCCUGCCCAUAGUAGAAAGCUACGCUUCAUGCACAAUAUGUAGAAUUCCACUUUUUGUCCUGCGAAAACCUCCGAGAAGGUUCUCACUCGCACCUCGCUCUCCAUCUGAUGCGCACCCGAAUUCUAUUUGCAGCGCACCCACGUGUCGUCAAAGAUGUCUUCUGGCAAAGAGAGCUCGACUAAACGCGUCAGGAACGACUACGAAGAGGAAGAGGAGGGGAAGCCGAAGAAGAUCCCUCGGACUCUCGUCGAGAAAACUACGGAGAAGAGAUUGAUUGUCAUUCUCGAGAAAGCUUCAUUGGAAACGGUGAAGGUUGGUAGAAAGUUUGAGUUGUUGAACUGUGACGAUCACAAGAAGGAACUCUCAAAGCACGGCCGCGACAUAGCGGCUGCCAGACCAGACAUAUCUCACCAGUGUCUGAUGAUGUUGCUGGAUAGCCCUCUCAAUAGAGCUGGUCUCCUCCAGGUGUACAUUCACACCACCAAGAACGUUCUGAUUGAGAUCAACCCUCACGUCAGAAUCCCACGAACUUUCAAUCGAUUCUGUGGCCUCAUGGUUCAGCUUUUGCAUAAGCUGAGUAUCCAUGCUUCAGACGGACCAAUGAAGCUAAUGAAGGUUAUAAAGAACCCCGUGACAGACCACCUCCCGGCAGGUUGCCUCAAGAUUGGCACGUCGUACCACUCUGACACACUCGUGGACGUGAGAAAGUUUGCAAAAGACAAACCGAUUGUGUUUGUCGUGGGGAGCAAUGGCACACGGCAAGGUGUGGGUCAUAACAUGACAGUGUACAUCAGUGUGCUGUAUUUUGUGUGUUGAACUUGUCUUGUUGUGCAACUUGUCAUCAGGUUGAAGUGGAUUACACAGAGCAAGAGGUGUCCAUUAGUGGCUACCCUCUCUCUGCAGCACUGACUUGUGCAAAGAUCUGCACAGCUUUUGAAGCAGCGUGGACCAUUCAAUAGACUAUCAAUCCUAAUCUUUUGAUGUCGAUGUGACAGCAAUAAAAUGGCCACGAGCCCCCUUUUUUACAUUUCUACAAGUGACAUGGUUGGGUGGGUACAAGUGCGCGAUAGAUACAAACAAAUCAAGUAGAGUUGGUGUGUGUGCAGAAGUGCAAUGGAGAGGGGAGACGUUUAUGCGGCUUCUGCUUCUUCCUCUUCCUCCUCGUCCAUCUCUCCCUCGUCGUCGGCCGUGGCAUCUUGGUACUGCUGGUACUCUGAGACAAGGUCAUUCAUGUUGGACUCAGCCUCUGUGAACUCCAUCUCGUCCAUGCCCUCUCCGGUGUACCAGUGGAGGAAGGCCUUACGACG
This is a messenger RNA of Geodia barretti, 2216 nucleotides long. Lineage: Eukaryota; Metazoa; Porifera; Demospongiae; Tetractinellida; Geodiidae. The record is from the annotation of a GenBank genome assembly.